AUGACGUUUAUCGACAGUUUUACUUUGUUGUCCUCCAGAAUAAUUUCUUCAUACCUAACGAGAAAAAAAUUAUUGUGUGUUAGUGCUCGUAAUAUUCAUAUGGAUAAUAAAGAUGAAGCAAAGUCAACUAUGGAAAUCGUUAACAUCCCGCCUAUUAUUGCAACCUACCGGCAAGCCCUGCGUACUUUCGAUGAGAAAUUUAAACGCGAUAUUUCGACCAACUUGAAUAAGUUAAAACUAAUGAUGGAUAAAUUGAAAGCCGAUGAUCUAGGUUUCGAUCAUACCCUGAAUGAUCCUAAAACCUGGAGUAAAGCGAAGAAAGCGCCUUGUACGUACAUUGAAGUGUUUCAAAACAGUUUAGUGAAUAUGAGUAUAUUUGUGUUGAAACCCGGUUUUAAAAUGCCUUUACACGAUCAUCCGCACAUGCACGGACUCUUAAAAGUAAUUUCUGGUGCUGUAAGAAUAAGAAGUUUUACUGAAUAUCCCCUAAAAGAAAUAGUGAGUACUAUGGACUUCGCGUCUCGUGCGAAAUACGAAGCGGCGCGAAUCGCUCAGGGUAUUCACAAACGGAGAAGAUUAUUCGCACAGGUAUCGCAGGACAGUAUAUGCCAGGCUAACUCUGAGACUUGCAUUCUUACUCCCACCACAUCUAAUUAUCAUGAAAUUGAGGCUUUAAAUAUGCCCGCUGCAUUUUUUGAUAUUCUUUCACCGCCUUAUGACACGUUAAUAGAGGAAGUAGGUCCGAGAAGGUGUAGAUAUUAUUAUGUAGCUAAUGAAAUUAGCACCAAUGUUGUAGAAUUACAAGAAACUAAUGUGCCAGAAUGUUUUUAUUGUGAUCAAGCACCAUACUUAGGGCCUAUGCUUGUAUAG
Melitaea cinxia (Glanville fritillary) is the source of this 870-nucleotide messenger RNA. RefSeq names its product 2-aminoethanethiol dioxygenase. Gene Ontology annotation, molecular function: oxidoreductase activity, acting on single donors with incorporation of molecular oxygen, incorporation of two atoms of oxygen. Gene Ontology annotation, cellular component: mitochondrion. The record is from RefSeq and is a predicted model, not a curated record. Bases 1 to 870 code for a protein of 289 amino acids. The transcript has a single exon. Lineage: Eukaryota; Metazoa; Arthropoda; Insecta; Lepidoptera; Nymphalidae.